Messenger RNA from Eleginops maclovinus (Patagonian blennie), 1143 nucleotides. It is a transcript of the gene nubp2, whose product is annotated as nucleotide binding protein 2 (MinD homolog, E. coli). Gene Ontology annotation, molecular function: 4 iron, 4 sulfur cluster binding; ATP binding; ATP-dependent FeS chaperone activity. Gene Ontology annotation, biological process: iron-sulfur cluster assembly. The coding region runs from base 188 to 994 and encodes 268 amino acids. The record is from RefSeq and is a predicted model, not a curated record. Lineage: Eukaryota; Metazoa; Chordata; Actinopteri; Perciformes; Eleginopidae. The transcript is spliced from 7 exons. Gene Ontology annotation, cellular component: cytosol.
UUGCAUCCAGCGCAAAUCGUUGUCACUUUCUAACCCUUCCACUGUGCUUCAUGAUGCGCACCGAUAGCCCAUUGGUGGUGUUGGAAAAGGGGCGGGACUUAUCCCUAACAGCGAAUGUGUGAUUGGCUAGGUGUCACGGGGUUAUACGGAAGCAGUUGAAUUCUGUACAUGCGUCAAAAUCCAAAACAUGGAACAAAAUAAUGACGGGGGCAUGUCCCAGGUCCGGCAUGUUGUAUUGGUGCUGUCUGGGAAAGGAGGAGUGGGAAAGAGCACCAUCACCACAGAGUUAGCUCUGGCUCUCAGGCAUGCUGGCAACAAGGUUGGCAUCCUGGAUAUUGACCUCUGUGGCCCCAGUAUCCCCCGCAUGUUGAAUGUGGGACGGACUGACGUGCACCAGUGUGACUCAGGAUGGGUGCCGGUCUACACUGAUGCAGAAAAGAGCCUCGCCCUCAUGUCCAUCGGCUUUCUGCUGGAGGACCCAGAUGAAGCAGUGGUAUGGAGGGGGCCAAAGAAAACCGCUUUGAUUGGCCAGUUUGUGUCGGAUGUAGCGUGGGGAGAGCUGGAUGUGCUGCUGAUCGAUACCCCGCCAGGCACGUCUGACGAGCAUUUGGCGGUGUUGGACAACCUUAAAAAACACAGAUUGGAUGGAGCUGUUUUGGUCACCACUCCUCAGGCAGUUUCUACAGGAGAUGUGAGGAGAGAGAUCACCUUCUGUAAGAAGACGGGUGUACGGAUCCUGGGCAUCAUCGAGAACAUGAGCGGAUUUGUUUGUCCACACUGCUCAGAGUGCAGCAACAUUUUCUCAAAAGGCGGAGGUGAAGAGUUAGCCAAGCUGACCGGGUCAAUAUUCCUCGGUUCUGUGCCCUUGGAUCCUCUGCUCAGCACCAGCAUAGAGGAGGGCAAAGACUUCCUGAAGUCAUUUCCCGACAGCGCCACCUUCAGUGCCAUCAGCAGCAUCUCUCAGACUCUGCUCAGCAGCCUCCAAACAUCUUGAACCAAGAUUACUUUUGCUCCAAAUUGUUUACGUUUGAACAGAGGCUCUGUAAAAUGUACAUUAUAAUACAUGUUAGUGGUGGUGCGGAUGAUUUCCAUGUUGCAUUUUUGUGCUGUACAGUUUAACAAUAUUAAACUAUUUACUAAUGA